AUGUCCACAAUCAACGUCACCGUCAAGUGGGGCAAGAAGAAGUUCGAGGCCGUCGAGCUGGACAAGUCGGCGCCGGUCGACCUCUUCAAGGCGCAGCUAUUCGCGCUCACCAACGUGCCGGUCGAGCGGCAAAAGAUCAUGGGCGUCAAGGGAGGCACCGUCAAGGACGGCGCGGACUGGGAGGCGCUGGGCGUCAAGCAGGGCCAGGUGCUGAUGCUCAUGGGUUCGGCCGAGGCGGUGCCCGAGGCGCCCGCCGAGAAGACGAUCUUCGUGGAGGACAUGCCCGCGGUCGACGUCGCCGCGCUCACCGCGUCCAAGAACCCAGGCGGGCUGACGAACCUCGGCAACACUUGCUACCUCAACUCGUCGCUGCAGGUGAUGAUCCGCAUCCCCGAGGUAUCGCUCGCGCUGCAAAAGUACGCCGGCACCGGCGGCGAGUCUGAGAAGGCGCUGCUGUUUGCGAUGCGUGAGUUGGUCGGCGAGCUCGAGCGGUCCAACGCGACGCAGGAGGUGCGCCCGUUCAAGUUCGUGUCGGUCUUUCGGCAGAACUUCCCGAUGUUCGCCCAGCAGGCCGAGGGCGGGCGCGGCUUUGUGCAGCAGGACGCGCAGGAGUGCUGGUCCACGCUCGUCACGAAUGAGCUGCGCGACAACCUCGGCGACGCGCUCUUUGGCGACGAGAGGUACGCGUGCGCCGAGGCGGGCGGCGAGGAGCCGUACGAGAAGCGCGAGAAGGACACGGCGCACCUCUACACGGCGGUCGAGGCGUCCCUCUCCGAGUCGAUCGAGAAGCACUCGGCCGCGCUCGGCCGCGAGGCGCUCUUCGACAAGACGGAGCAGAUCGCCCGCCUCCCGCCCUACCUCGCCGUCAACUUUGUGCGCUUCCAGUACCGCAAGGACACCGAGAAGCGCGCGAAGAUCCUCCGCCCGAUCUCCUUCCCCGACGUGCUCGACGUGCGGAACCUGUGCACAAAAGAGCUGCAGGCAAACAUCGCGUCGCACAACAACAGGCUCGAAGAGGCGCGCGACAAGGCUGCAGCGGACAAGGCUUCCGCCGACAAGGGGCGGACGGCCGAGGGCGGCCACUAUGUUGCGUGGGUCAAGCGCGACGCGAAGACGUGGCUCGUGUUCGACGACGAGACGGUCGCCGAGGUGGACGCCCCGCGCAUCAAGGAGCUGUACGGCGGAGGCGACUGGCACAUCGCGUACAUGUGCCUCUACCGCAAAAUGGAGACGCUGUCGCUCGAGGAGGAGUGA
Molecule: messenger RNA, 1254 nt
Organism: Emiliania huxleyi CCMP1516
Lineage: Eukaryota; Haptophyta; Isochrysidales; Noelaerhabdaceae
Exons: 5
Coding region: 1-1254 (417 amino acids)
Biological process (GO): regulation of proteasomal protein catabolic process; protein deubiquitination; proteasome-mediated ubiquitin-dependent protein catabolic process
Molecular function (GO): cysteine-type deubiquitinase activity; proteasome binding; protein binding
Source: RefSeq, a predicted model, not a curated record